Molecule: messenger RNA, 1429 nt
Organism: Xenopus laevis (African clawed frog)
Lineage: Eukaryota; Metazoa; Chordata; Amphibia; Anura; Pipidae
Gene: vti1a.L
Product: vesicle transport through interaction with t-SNAREs 1A L homeolog
Exons: 9
Coding region: 99-773 (224 amino acids)
Biological process (GO): intracellular protein transport; vesicle fusion with Golgi apparatus; Golgi to vacuole transport
Cellular component (GO): endomembrane system; bounding membrane of organelle; endoplasmic reticulum membrane
Molecular function (GO): SNAP receptor activity; SNARE binding
Source: RefSeq, a predicted model, not a curated record
GUUGCUAAGGGCGCGGGGGAAGUGUUGUCAAUUUGGACCGGCGGAAGUGGUUGGAAAAAAGACUUCCGGUUGUCGUCUGUCCACUGUUUUGGCUAAACAUGUCUGCCGAGUUCGAGGGUUACGAGCAGGAUUAUGCGGUGCUCACCGCGGAGAUUACUGGCAGGGUCGGGAAGAUCCCCCGGCUGCUGGGAGAUGAAAAGAAGCAAAUGAUAUUAAAUGUAGAGAAGCAGCUGGAGGAGGCCCGGGAACUGUUGGAGCAGAUGGACCUGGAGGUGCGGGAGAUUCCAGUUCAGAGUCGCGCCAUGUACAGCAACCGCAUGCGCAGCUACAAGCAGGAGUUGGGCAAACUGGACGCCGACUUUAAAAGGUCACGGAUCGCCUACAGUGACGAAGUGCGCAACGAGCUCCUGGGGGACGAUGGGAAUUCCUCGGAGAGCCAGUUGAUAAAAUUACGUGAAGAGAGGGCACAUCUGUUGGAUAACACCGAGAGGCUGGAAAGGUCAUCGAGGAGGCUAGAAGCCGGCUACCAAGUGGCGGUGGAGACGGAACAAAUCGGCCAGAACAUCCUGGAGAACCUAAGUCAGGACAGAGAGAAGAUCCAGAGAGCAAGAGAAAGGCUGAGAGAGACAGAUGCAAAUCUGGGGAAGAGUUCCAGGGUACUUACAGGAAUGUUACGAAGGAUCAUUCAGAAUCGGGUCUUGUUGGUGGUCCUGGGAAUCUUCAUUGUCGUCACUAUUAUUAUGGCAAUUUAUUUCUCCUUUCGGAGACACUGAUGUGACCCCCCCCCCGGGCCCCUCAGUGAGACUUCUGGGAAUGAAGAGGAAUUGUUGAAAUGAAUCAUCUGAUCUCACGGACUGAACCCCCCCACGUACUUUUCCCAAAAUCCUCUCCUGUGUUAUUUUAGGACUUGAUUGUAAUUAUCGUUUGUCUCGUUCUUCUAAUUAAACUCAGUGUUUUUAGCUGGGGGUCUCACUGCCCCUUUUAUAAGGUAAUGCCCCCCCUGUACCCACAAUGCCUUUCAAUGGAAACCAAUAUGGCUGCCCAGGAGCUGGACCCUUGUGACCCGUCUCUGAGGCGUCACAUGAUUAAUGUCACAUAAUAAAUGGACCAAUGAGGCUGCGUGGGUUGGAGAUUCUGCAGAACUAUUGGCUGUCGCUCUGACCCGGGUCCUGCCCUGUGUGAAGUGGUUCUGGGCUGCCUCAUUAUCCCCCGCGUCUGACACUCCUUUGCUUUACAACCUAAUUUAUGUGUUUCCCCCCAUAUGAAAUGUGUCUUUGGAAUGGCCCAAUACUCCAGUGCUUCUUCUGAUUGACAGCUGUCACUUCCAUGGCAACAGGUUUCUGAUUCGUCGUUGUGUUUAGGGAUAAAACACUGGGUUAUGCGCUCGAUAUUGAUGUUAUUUGAAUAAAAACAUUUGUUCUGCCUGAAA